This is a messenger RNA of Bradysia coprophila, 2056 nucleotides long. RefSeq names its product alpha/beta hydrolase domain-containing protein 17B-like. Gene Ontology annotation, molecular function: palmitoyl-(protein) hydrolase activity. Gene Ontology annotation, cellular component: plasma membrane; endosome membrane. The record is from RefSeq and is a predicted model, not a curated record. Lineage: Eukaryota; Metazoa; Arthropoda; Insecta; Diptera; Sciaridae. Gene Ontology annotation, biological process: protein depalmitoylation.
UAAUGACGUCGAGUUGUAUAAUCAAUAUUUGGAUCGGCUUAAGAAAUUUCUCUCGGUGGAGCUGGUUAACUGACAAUCAAAGAAUACUCAAGGACAAACCAAAAGUCCAAAACACGCCACAGACGCAGAUGUUGGAGAUUUAUCUUCAGCCAGUUCAGUAUCGACAAAUGCCGUUGCUGUUGAUUUGUCCUAGCAUAUGGGUUCUGGCCGUAGGGCCAAUUUUACGCGUCAUCGUCGAUACAUACAAUCCCAUACCAAUCUCGAAGCUCAGGGCCAGAGACUAUCAAAUAAUAAUCCAAAUGACGACGACGAUGAUCAAUCCUUGCUAAUUCUGUUUUCAGCUCAACGUCACGCCCAACCACUUCAAACCAAACUUAACGAAAUGAAUGCAAAAUGUAGUUGCUCGAAAAUGGCAGCCACUGAACUGGAAAAGUGUCUCACCACAUUGGAACGCAAACAGCAAACUCUGAUUGACGAUAGAAAAUGUAAAGUGGUACGUAGUCGAAAAGAGAAACGAGACGCAGCUACAAGUCCACAACUUCCAUGCAAAGAAACCAUCGAUGCCAGUAAAUCGAAGGACGUCAAUUUGAAAAUUUGCAACAGCCCAGCUCGCAGCGGAACCGUUCGUCUUAGUCCCCGUCGAGAUAUACCGACGAGAAAUGCUGCCACAAGUCCUCAAGUGGAUUCCCGGAGACAUGCAACAGCGACGAACCACAGUUCCACCACAUCGGCAGACAAUGAUUCAAAAAGUAAUGAACCUGCUGUGGCGGCUCCAAAAAUGUCUCUCGAAAAAUCAAAGUCUUUAUCUGAAUCGCGACCACAAAGGCAGUUAAGAACCACAAGAAGUCUGUCACCACGGCCGCCUAUACGACACCAACAAGCCAUAAUUAUAUCAGAUGAAAAUGAUGUCGUGCUUAAAGUGACACCGAGCGAAGAUGUUCGUUACGAUCAAAGUGUAAAGCCACGAAAAGCCAAACCCAAAUCGCAGAGCGAACAAACUUCACCAAAUCUCUCCGAUUGUGGUACAUUCUUUCCAGACGAACGAUACGCUAAUAAUCGCAGCACCGGAUGUUUAGUAUAUGUACCAUCUGAUCCAUGGAUGAAAAUGGACAGCAAUGAUUUGAAGUCGGAACGUCCGGCAACAGCCAGAAGCAGACCAGGUAACGACAGCGAUCCGUGGAUUCAUCGCAAUUCAGAAAACCAAAAUUCCAAAUCACCGAAAGUUUCGCGCUCUGGAUCUUCCAAAACAGACGAUCGAUCUAACAGUCGUCCGGCGCAGCCGAGAAGCAAAUCACCAGCCAUUAACGACGAGUCGACCAAAGAACCGAAACAGAAAAAUUCGCUCAUUGAUUCAUCAACCGAGAAUCUAAUGCUUUCACCGCAAAAAGCCCACACCUCACCGACCGCAUCGCUCUCACCGCUGGAUAACCCGAAGCGAGCGAAAAAUUCACUUCUCAGCGUAAACAAUUCGAAUUUGUUACAACCGCGGCACAGUUUCUCAUCGCCAUCGCAAAAGGAAGAUGAGCUGCAACUGAAUAUUCGUCGUUUGAGCGAACAGAUCAAAAGUGGUGGAUAUUCGACCGCAUCGUCGGGAUGUGUGGCACCAUCAACGGAUUUCACAUCAUAUCUGAAUCAAAUCAAGAAAGAGAAAACGUUGACCAAAGGAAUUCGGAACAGUGGUAAUGUGGUUGUUGUUGAUGCGGAUGUGGUAUUAGAAACGACGUGCUGAAUUCAACUCGUCGCGGUAAAUCGAUUAAGUUUAUGAACGGAAUGUGAAAUAGAGCAAAUUUAGAGAUAAAAUUCCACCGCGCGUGUCAACUGUUCUAGCUGAUGAUAUUCAAUGUAAAUAUUCUUACGGCGACACUGUUUUUAUGUGUUCCAUCCGCAGAACUGCAUUAGAAUAUUUUUCUCGUAUGGAUGAACUCUAGAAAUCUAGAAAGCGAUUUUUGUCCAACAAUUUAUUGCUUAAUUGGGAAAAUCUUGGUGUACGCGCAACGUAAAUAGUAAAUUUUUCAAUUUGCUUCGCAGAAUACGCAGCUCAUUUUUUUCGACAUUU